Messenger RNA from Drosophila yakuba, 5307 nucleotides. It is a transcript of the gene Mnn1, whose product is annotated as menin. Gene Ontology annotation, cellular component: histone methyltransferase complex; nucleus; chromatin. Gene Ontology annotation, biological process: negative regulation of cell population proliferation; regulation of transcription by RNA polymerase II; negative regulation of cell cycle. Lineage: Eukaryota; Metazoa; Arthropoda; Insecta; Diptera; Drosophilidae. Gene Ontology annotation, molecular function: chromatin binding; Y-form DNA binding; transcription cis-regulatory region binding. The transcript has 7 exons. The record is from RefSeq and is a predicted model, not a curated record. Bases 1154 to 3439 code for a protein of 761 amino acids.
UGGGUGUGGACACACUGGCACGCAGCGAGGUAAACACAACGCAAUAUUUCGUCGGAAUUUCACCUGGUUUUUACCUGGUGCGUCGCGCAAUAAAACCGCCCAAUUGGUGUCGAAAUUACGGCACAGAUAAUGCGCGAAGCAAUUGGAAUACGGCGCGAUGAGAUAAUCGGUCGAUUCGGGCGGCAAAAGGCAACUGCGUGUCAAGUGGAAAAUAAGUGAACGGUGGGUGGAGGGUUGACUUUCGUCAAGCAAGAAAACAAUAACAAAAACAAAACGCGCAGCCGAAAAUCGGCAACAACAAAAGCGAGUGAGAGAAAGGUGCGAAAAAUUCACCUGUCCCCGUGGGCCGAUUAAUUGAUGACGUGGAAGCGGACGAAGGACGCAGGGCCACAGGAUAUAUACAUAUUUUCCAGUGCACAUGCACAUGCAUGCUGCACACGCACGCACACACACGCGCACUCAUACUGUAGCGCCCAUGCAGAAAACCAGUUGUUUGGCCGUUGCUGUUGUUGUUGCUGCUGCAAAUGAGAAGUGCAAGUGAAGCAGCAACAAAAAUCCUGCUCUUGAAGUACAAAGCGAAGAAAAGGAGAAAAUAAAUAAGCGGAAAAGGGCCGAGAAGAAGGUGCGACAACGACAAAAAGUUGUUUGUCAACUUGUUGCCAAUGUUGCAGCCACAAAGUGGCUGGCUGUACAAACAGCAGCAACAAAAACCCAGCAUUUGGCAUCGGGCAAGUCCAGGCGAAAGUCCCAGGCCCUCGGCAGGAUAAUAAGGAGCACCCAAAACCGAAACCGAAACCGAAAACAGCGAACAGGUGGAAAGGGCCAGGAUAUCCUGUCACUCGGCUCCAAAUCAGGAAACUCUAUCAAAGCACCUUACAUAAACUAGUAUAUCCCUUCGAUGGCAUAUGGAUCUUAGGAGUUUGGAAGGUGGAAAUUAAGAGGCAGAACACAAGAAACACAGGAUUCUCUACGAAUUUGGUGCUCUAUUUGACUGGCUUAUUGGAUAUUUUGCCCAAAUCAUCCGCAACCCGUCCCAGAGCAAACUGGAAACAAAUCUACUCCACCUUUUUCAAGAGAAAGAAGUCAGCUUGUGUAGAGGGACUUUAGUUCCAGUGAAUCAUUUCGGCAAUUAGAAGAACCCCUGCCAGCAAACAUGUCCACGAUUACCAGAAGCGCCAGUGCGAGUCCCAUGGCGCUGAACGGCGUCAUCGAUGCCAGCCUGUUCCCCCUCAAGUCCACGGCCGAUGUUAUCAAUCUGUUCCGUCGCGCUCUAACCUCCGGCAUCGAGCCCGAUCUCACCCUGCUCUCCAUCGUAGUUGGCUACAUCGAGCUGUCCUUGACGACGGGAGAGGCUGCUGCGCAGGCAGCUCAAGCCGCCGCCGCCGCUGUCGCAGCAGGUGACAUUAGUCAGGCGACGACAGGUGGAAAUGACAUCAUUAUGGGCAACAGCGUCCCGUUUCCAGUUGUAACCCACGAACUGAUCGCCGGCCUGUAUAAGAAAUUCCAGACGAUCCUGUCGGUGGUCGAGAAGCCCAAGCCCCAUCGCCAGGCCACCCGAGAGGUGAUCAAGAAGGUGUCGGAUGUGAUCUGGAACUCGCUGAUCCGCAGCAGCUACAAGGACCGGGCGCACCUGCAAAACCUCUACAGCUAUCUGUCCGGCAACAAGUUGGACUGCUUCGGAGUUGCACUCGCUGUGGUGGCAGGAUGUCAGCUGCUCGGCUACAAGGACGUGCGACUGGCCAUCUCCGAGGAUCAUGCUUGGGUGGUAUUUGGCCAAAAGCGCGUGGAGACAAUCGAAGUGACAUGGCACGGCAAAGGAAGCGAGGAUAAGCGGGGGCAGGAUAUUCGCCCCGGGAUCGAAUCCGGAUCAUGGCUCUACUUGGGUGGACUGGCGGUGGUUUGCGAGCGUGGCAUGGAAGUGGCGGCCAUCUGUGCCGCUCUGAAUAUUUCUUUGACCUCGAACAGUGACUGUGUGGAGGUGGCUGAGCUCCAGCAGCAGCUGCUGUGGCUACUUUACGAUUUGGGCCACCUCAAACGCUAUCCCAUGGCCCUGGGUACACUCGGCGAGCUGGAAGAGAUUCAUCGAACGCACCCCAGCAUCAGUUGCGAGCAGUUGUAUCGCGAGGCCAUUGAGUCGGCGAGGACUCACUACCGGAACCAUCACGUGUAUCCUUAUACCUACCAGGGAAACUACUACAAUCGAUUGCUCAAGUACCGCGACGCGUUUGCUGCAUGGGCAAAUGCGGCGGACGUUAUUCGCUUGUAUACGUAUCAGUGUCGUGACGACGAGGAGAUAUACAAGGAGCUGUUGGACAUUGCCAACGAGCUCAUACCGUAUGUGAUGAAAACAGAGAGCUCAGGUCAUUCAGCAAGAAGUAUUCUACGAGACUCCGAGGUUUUUGCCAAUUUGCUGCGCUUCUACGACGGCAUCUGCCAGUGGGAGGAGGACAGCCUGACUCCUAUUCUGCACAUUGGUUGGGCCAAGCCAUUGGUGAAUAAUAUCACCAAGUUCGAUUACGACAUCAGGUCGCAGGUGGUCAUCAAGUUGCCCGAGGAUCUGGAGGCGGAACAGGCGAAGGCGGAGCUUGCGAGGGCGGUACACGAAGCCAAGGAGGCUAAGGAGUCGAAGGAAGCUACAGGAGCAGAGGCUUUGGAAGGCAAUAACAACAAGCUGGUCACAAAGGAAGAGAAAUCCAAAAAUUCGGAGCUACCGACUACCUUGGCCGAUUUAACUGCUGCCUGCGGCGAGAAGAUUCUCAAUCCGGACUUCCUGCUCCAGGGCGGUGGACAGCCGUUCGCCGAUCAGAAGCAACAGCCUCCUGGCGGCGAGUCCGAUAAUGCCGAGCUGCACAAUAACAACAAUAACAGCAACAGCAAUAACAACAAUCACAAUUCGGACAAAAAGGAGGCGUCAGCCACCACAACUACCGCAACUAUCGCAACAACCACAAGCAAUGGCAGUGGCACCUCUGGCCAGUUGCCCGUUUCCAGUGAAGCACAAUCCCAAGUUCAAGCAAAUGACCAACUGGGAAAACCACAGCACAAAGAAGCUAAAAAAGAGGAGACAAGCGACGACUACGAUCCCUUCGAGAUAAUGCUCAAGCGGCCAGUCAUCACCUUGUACAGCCAAAAGAUGAAGGGCCUGAAGGAUCUGCUGCUGGCCGAGAAGCUCAACACUCACGCUAUUUCCCUCCAAGUCACCGCUCAGUCGGUGGCCUCCCGAAAGGUUCGCGGAGUGGAGAAACAAUCGGCCACCAUUUCAGCCACCAUCACUGCAAUCUCUUCCAGUUCCGGAGACAGUGUCCUGAGCGGAGUCGCCGGUGGCGGUGGUGGAGGUGGCAGUGGUUCAGCAGUCACCGGUGGAGCGUCCUUGGCAUCGUCGUCCCUAGGAGGAGAUUGUAUAGCCGCCUCACGCCCAAAAAGAACGCGUCGCGAGUAAUUCUCAUUGUUGUAUAUUACGUAUUGGAAAACUCUUAUUAAUCAUAUGUACCAGCUAAGGUGGUUCGAUUCUUGUUGUGAGUCUAAAGUAGAGUCAACUCUUAAUAUUUUUCAAGCAUAUUUCGUUAAAAAACCGAAUAGAGCCAAACUGGAAGUCUGUCCUCUGAGCACAAUGAAAACACUUCAAUAACUUAUAUUUUAGAAUCUACUACUACCUUUACAAUUAACUCAAACUUGAAAAUUGCAUCUUAUAAAUUUUGUAACAGCAGAGCAUUCGAACCACCACAGUAACCGUGCAUAUAAUAUAUAAGCUAUAAUAUUUUUGAUGUUCAAUGUGUAUUUAUGUAGUUCGUAAGCGCGAGACGAAACAGAAAUUAAGCCGUUAUAGAACGCCUAGCGUUUUAAAAAGAAAUUUAAAAUGUGAAACACAUACACACAGACAUGUCCCAGCAAACACAGGCACACGAAUCGCUAAGCUAUGCUAAGUAUUUAUGAUGUAUUUUUAGCUGUUAUACUUUAUCUCAUAUGUAUUUAUUGCUACAACUAUGUGUUUUCCCAUCAAGCAAGCUUAAAACUUUUUUUUAUUGUUUAAGCGUAACUUAAUUGGUGCUCUUCUUCGAAAGCGAAAGGAAAAUAUAGGUUCUGUGUUUGAUUUCGAUCACACUUUGAUGCAAAAAUCCGAAAAGAUGUUUUUUUUGAACGAUGACCGGACUGCUCAUAUUUAUGUAUUUACUUUAAAGCAUUUUAUUGAGGCUAAGCUGAUUAAUUUAACUCUAUUUACACAUAUAUCCUGUAAUAUUUAAGAACGCAAAUCCUUGUUACGAACUGUUGACUUGAAGCAACAAAACAGUUGGCAAAACCGAAUGGUAAACAAAAGAAUACAUAUUUAACACUUCCUCUAUAUGUGAUACAACACUUUUUCUAGAAAAGCUUUCAUAUUAUCUUAAAAAACUAAAUAGAAUUAACCACUCUCCACACACUGUAAACGAACACUACUUGAGUGGGCUGGCAGCAGCAGGACAGGAUAUUAUUUAGGGAUAAUCCAUAAUCCGUAACCAAGUUGAAUGUAUGUCCCGAUCCCACGAAUGUGUCCCAUCAACUUGUCGCCCCAUUUAGCUACAGCAAUUACGGAAAAAUCGGAGCUUGUAACAAAUUGUUAAACGAUGAUAAUAAUUGCAUUGAAUUUAAUUUGAUUUAUGCGUAGAGCAUCUGUGAUGAAUAAUAAUGUUUAAUGGAUGGAGAAGGAGCGAAGUGGAGAGCCCAAAACCACACACAAUACUGAUCAACAAUAUUACUAAUCAAAUAUAAGGUGUUUUAUUCCUCGUAUAUAACAUUAGCAGACUACAAAUGUAAACACAAACGAAUUCAAGCAAACUAUUUAAUUAUGCAGAUUUGCAGAUCGCAACAACUAAAUGUUAAAUGUUGAACUGUAGUAACAAUUGUGAACUCUCUAUACCGAAGCUAACAAAAAACAACAAAGGAGUAUAUAUUUUGGCAUACAAAAUUUUUAACAUUAAGUCAACUAAAGGCAGAAUGCAAAUUGUGAAAUAUUUUAUUAUUUUUACUACAUCUCGGACAGCACGAAAACCAGCCCAAAAAUAGACAAAACUUAAAGUUCGCUAUGCAAUAAAUCAAAAGGCAGCAAUUCAAGAACGGAAACAAUAUGAAAACCUAUACGCAUAUAACAUAUAUAUUUAUUAAUGUUAAAAUAUGGUACAUUUUUGAUCUAAUUGUUUAAAAUAGCCAACCAGCAGCAACAGUUAAAUUAAAUGUAGCUUAAAAUCCAAAUGCUCAAUAAUCCCUUUAGCUUGAAAACUAAAUAGCCAGCCGUAAAAAUGUUAUACAAAUCAUUAAAUGCAUAUAAAACAA